Molecule: messenger RNA, 350 nt
Organism: Paramuricea clavata
Lineage: Eukaryota; Metazoa; Cnidaria; Anthozoa; Malacalcyonacea; Plexauridae
Source: the annotation of a GenBank genome assembly
UCACAAAACCUUCGGAACCACCUCAAAAAGACAAAGAUCCACGUCGAGUCGCGGCGGGAAAAAGAUUGGCGGCUAUCAGUCAACAGGCCAAAGCCAACAAGAAAGCGAAACGGGAAGAAGAAUUAAAAAAUCAAGUAAGUGUUGAAAGCGAAGAAUGCGAAGAUGAAGGACUAUUUUCCCUGAAAAAAUUAGAUUUGAUUUCUACGAUCGUCGUAGGAUUCGGAACCUUAUAUUUUAUGUGGCAGAGUCAGAAAAAAGAUGAGGAGGAGGAAAAAAGUCCUGUGAAAAAAGAAGAAGUCCCGACAAAAGAAAAUUCCACGAGGGUACCCUUCGACGACUUGUUUGAUUAG